This is a messenger RNA of Euleptes europaea (tarantolino), 2169 nucleotides long. RefSeq names its product lebercilin LCA5 like (gene LCA5L). Gene Ontology annotation, biological process: intraciliary transport. The transcript is spliced from 7 exons. Bases 13 to 2169 code for a protein of 718 amino acids. Gene Ontology annotation, cellular component: axoneme. The record is from RefSeq and is a predicted model, not a curated record. Lineage: Eukaryota; Metazoa; Chordata; Lepidosauria; Squamata; Sphaerodactylidae.
UGCCUGUUGAUCAUGAUGUACUGUAACAACGGAAUAACAGCUUCAGAGGACUGUUUCCUCCGUUUUAUAGUCCAAGAAGAUGAUGAAUGUGAACGACAUGCAAGAAAUGAAAGCCCGAGUGAUUCUCCUAGCAGAAUCUAUAAGGGAACCCAAAGCAACAGUACUAAUAAAGUUAAUAAUUGUAACAAACGUAACAGUCAGUGUGGAAGUGGAUGUUUUCAGCUUGACCAUGCCAAUGACUUACAUUCUAAUGCUUCAAGAAGAGCUAGCAGCAAUAGCAGCAGUUGUUCAGAACAGAACAACUGUGGAAGUGCUCAGAAGUUGUACAGUGAAGACUUUGACACAGUCUCUUCAGAAAGUGUUAGUAGUAACAGUAGCAGGAGCAGUCAUUUAGACCAACCAGAAACCAAAAAGGAGGAAUUACCAAAGGAGAAAAAGGAAAAUAGUCACCAAGCAAAAGGAGGAAAGAAGCUACCUAAGAAGAAACAACAGAAAAAGACUUCUUUUGCUUGUGACAGAAAUUCCCAGAAGAAGAGUAAUGUGGCUCGCCGCGUAUUGUCAGCCAGACUUCAUCAAGUUAAGGAACUGAAAAACGAAGUGUGUGUUUUGAAGAAUAAAUUGGAAGCAUCCAAUAUGGAAAACCAGCUUUUGAAGCGUCUCCAGUACCGACAUUUAAAAGUAAUAGCGAAAUAUGAAAAUGCGGAGACUAACCUGCCUGAUCUGUUGGAAAAACACUGUGGAGAAGUGAGGACUCUAAGAGUGCUUCUCGGGAAGUCUCAGGAAAAGGAGCGCAAUACAUCCAGGAAGCUUAGAGAAGUUGAAAUACAACUGCUAAAGACGAAAGAUGCUUUCCAGGCACUGCAGACUCUUAGUGAAGACAAGAAUCUUACUGAGAGAGGGGAACUUCAGCUCAGAUUAAGAGCCCUUACUGAAAGUAAAGAAGCCGGUGAUAAGAGAAUUCAGUGUCUGGAAAAGGAGCUGCUGCUGAAUAAAACCUCCUUUAGUCAUCAGUUAGCUGCUGAGAAGAAAAAGUCAGUAAAAGUUCAGAUUAAUUCCACGAAUCUUCAAAUGGAAAUUAUAUCACUUAAUCAAAAAAUUAAGGAACAAGCACGAGAAAUUAGCAUAAAAAAUAUUUAUGCAAACCGGCUACAUAAAAGUCAACAAGACAAAUGUGACCUUGAGUCUUCCCCCAAAGAUGUUAAUAUAAGCAAAGCAGUACAAGCAGAUAAAAGUAUUAAAGUAGAAACAAUGACCCCACUUGAAAAGCAUGAGACAGAGAAAAGUGCAGUUUUAAAAGAGGAGAAGACAACACAAGAUUCAAAACAAAAACUAUGUGAUGUGCAUGAAGAGACAGAACUAAAAUCAGAAGUUCAUCAAAUUGAAAAAUCUCCAAAGCAAGAAGCUUCAAAUAUAACAUGCAAAGAACUGUUAAGGGAAGAAAUAUGUCCAAAGGAAGAAAAAUAUUUCAGUUGUGAAUACAUAGGACAAAAGACAAGGAGAGACAUGCAAAGAUUAAAUGCUGACAUUCUGAAAGAUGAACUUGAGAAAUUAAUGGGAGAAGGAUCUUUUCAUCCUAAUGAUGUCAUGAAAAAUAAAAAUAAUCUGGAGGAAGAUAUAGUGGAAAAGCAAAACAAUGAGGAAUGCAAGGAAGGUGGUGAGAAAACAGCAAAAGAAACAGAUCAUGAUAAGCUGGCAGUACAAAGACACAAAAUGUCAUCUAAAUUAAAGAAACAGUAUGUGUUUUCAGAGGUCAUUGAAAAUUUGCACCAAGGACUUCCAUCGUCAGGUCCCAUAUCCAAUACAAGCACUUUCUGCAAUAGUAGACAGGGGAGCAGGCACCAAAUUGAAAUAAUGGGGGGAAAUUCAAUUAAUACCUAUGAACCCUCAUUUGGUAAUGCUACCAAAACAAGGCAGGACACUUUUUCAACACACAGUGAAGGCCACACUCCUACAGUGUCAAUGGAGAAGAAGAAAACUCUUAUGGAAGAACUCUUUGGUCCAAGCUGUAUCUUAAAAGACAGUCAUCAAAAUCUGAAAGAGCUGAGCAAGCGAAAAAAAACUCGGCAGAGUGAAAUGAUGUAUGAAAUCGAUAGCUUGCACUGUGGCGAUUCCAAACAAAACCAAAUAAAGGUUUUACCUGCAACUGCUACUUUGGAGGACCCUAAUUAA